Molecule: messenger RNA, 1090 nt
Organism: Lathyrus oleraceus (garden pea)
Lineage: Eukaryota; Viridiplantae; Streptophyta; Magnoliopsida; Fabales; Fabaceae
Product: probable WRKY transcription factor 15
Exons: 3
Coding region: 112-939 (275 amino acids)
Biological process (GO): regulation of DNA-templated transcription
Molecular function (GO): DNA-binding transcription factor activity; sequence-specific DNA binding
Source: RefSeq, a predicted model, not a curated record
UCUUUCUUCUUUGGAAUCAUUUGACCAAAAGUACCCUAUGACCCAUCCUCUUUAUCAACGCCCUUUAUUUACUUCUCAUCUCUCUUUUUCUUCUCCUUUCUAACUAGUACUAUGACCGUUCAACUCAUGAUGGAAUACUACAGUAACCACACUUUAACAAACAAAUUCCAAGAGAAUGAUGCAGUUGAAGAAGCUGCUUCUGGUUUACAAACCAUAGAAAAGCUCAUAAAGUUACUAUCACCACCACAAUCAUGUUCUUCAAACGCAAAGCCUAGUUCCAUGGAAUCAGUAGAAACCAUUGCUGACGUAGCUGUUUCGAAGUUUAAGAAUGUUAUUUCCCUUCUGAGUCGAAACCGAACAAGAACCGGUCACGCUCGUUUCAGAAGAGCGCCUUUACCUUCUGAAACUAUAGUCUACCGAGCUACUCCGCUGCAGCAGAUUCCUCCUCUUGUCCCCACAAGUGAAGCGGUUGAGAAGAACAGGAUUAUUGAUUUCUCAUACUCUUCUGCUAAUUCAUUCAUGUCUUCUCUCACUGGUGAUGCUGUUUUUUCUUCGUUGGGAAAGCCUUGUGUUUCUUCGUGUUCGUUGAAGAGAAAGUGUGGCUCUGAUAAUUUUGGUUCUGGCAAGUGUGGUAGAAACUGUCAUUGUUCAAAGAAGAGAAAAAUGAGGUUGAGAAGAGUGGUGAGAGUAGCUGCAAUAAGCUUGAAGAUGGCUGAUAUUCCAACGGAUGAUUAUUCUUGGAGAAAGUAUGGUCAAAAACCAAUUAAAGGAUCACCUUAUCCAAGGGGUUAUUACAAGUGCAGCAGUGUUAAAGGAUGUCCAGCACGCAAACAUGUAGAAAGGGCUUUGGAUGAUCCAUCUAUGUUGGUAGUUACUUAUGAAGGAGAACACAAUCACUCACUCUCUGCAAUUGUGGCUAAUAAUCUCAUCCUAGAAUAGAAUCUUCUUGACUUUAGUUAACUACUUAACUAGUCUUUACGCCAAUGAUUGAUAACAACUUGUACAAUUGCAUCUUUUUACUCCUACCCGGCACAGCUUUUCUUGUACUACAAUAUUGGAUUCCUUUAGCUUUUCUUGUUUUCUUCACAAA